Molecule: messenger RNA, 4371 nt
Organism: Tachysurus fulvidraco (yellow catfish)
Lineage: Eukaryota; Metazoa; Chordata; Actinopteri; Siluriformes; Bagridae
Gene: ptpn1
Product: protein tyrosine phosphatase non-receptor type 1
Exons: 10
Coding region: 96-1526 (476 amino acids)
Biological process (GO): protein dephosphorylation
Molecular function (GO): protein tyrosine phosphatase activity
Source: RefSeq, a predicted model, not a curated record
AGGGUAGUACGCGUGCGUCUGAGCUGAUUGGCUUCUGAAUGGGGAUUUCGGGCGCGCGCACUCUCUGAUUGGUUACCGUUCUGCACACGGGGGCGAUGCGCAGAGUCAGCGCUGUAGUGCAGCGGUGCGGGAGGAGCGUGCGGCGUGUUUCCGAUCCUGUGUAUUCCACAGGGAGCGACGGAUCGGCAGUAGGGGAGCGGGCGGUUAAAAAAAACACGGCGAUGGAAGCCGAGUUUCGGGAAAUUGAUGAAUUCGGGAACUGGAACGCCAUUUACCAGGAAAUCAGACAACAGUCAAGUGAACUGCCCUGCAAGAUUGCCAAACUUCCAGAGAACAGAAGCCGCAAUCGCUACAGAGAUGUCAGCCCAUUCGACCACAGUCGAAUUCAUCUACAGCUCGGCAGCAGUGACUACAUCAAUGCCAGCAUGAUCUCCAUGGAGGAGGCACAGAGAAGCUACAUUCUCACUCAGGGUCCUUUGCCUAACACAUGUGGGCAUUUCUGGGAGAUGGUGUGGGAGCAGAGGAGUCGUGGAGUUGUCAUGCUGAACCGUGUCAUAGAGAAGGGAUCGGUGAAAUGUGCACAGUACUGGCCACAGAGGGAGGAGCGGGAAGCCAUUUUCGAGGACACAAACUUCAAGCUGACUCUUGUUUCAGAGGACGUGAAAUCAUACUACACAGUCCGGCAGCUAGAGCUGGAGAAUCUUUCAACUCAGGAAACCAGGGAGAUUCUUCAUUUUCACUAUACCACCUGGCCUGACUUUGGUGUGCCCGAGUCUCCUGCCUCUUUCCUCAACUUCCUGUUCAAGGUGCGAGAGUCAGGCUGUCUAAACUCAGAUCAAGGGCCUGUAGUGGUCCACUGCAGCGCUGGCAUCGGUCGCUCUGGAACCUUCUGCCUUGUAGAUACCUGCCUCCGGUUGAUGUCUUUGCGGAAAGACCCGUCCUCAGUCCAGAUCAAGGAUGUUCUCCUGGAGAUGAGGCGGUACAGAAUGGGUCUGAUCCAAACAGCAGACCAGCUCCGAUUCUCCUACCUCGCCGUUAUAGAGGGUGCUAAGUGCAUCAUGGGAGACGCCUCUAUCCAGGAGUCAUGGAAGGAGUUGUCAAAUGAGGAAGAUCCUCCUCCAGAGUUCACUCCCCCUCCUAGGCCACGUCCACCAAAGCCCCCCUACAAUGGUCCCCAGUCCACACCCCAGUUUUUUCCUGAGCACGAAGUUGUACAGGCCAACAAUGUCAUCUACACAAACAGUGCUUCAGAGUCGGAGAUACGAAGACGGACGGUGGUGCCGGUGGCGGCUUCAGCAUCAGCAGCGCUUGAGACGCCGACAUUGCCUGCCGAUGAGCCUGAUGAUGCCAACUCUUCAAAGCCAAGCGAACCAGUCACCAUGACGACAGAACCUCCACCUAAACCAUCACGGUCACCACCAGAGAAGAGGCCUGAGGGACAGAGAAGCUCCCUGCUCACUAGCAUGUGUGUGUUCACCAUGCUCGCUCUGGGAACAUACAUCUGUUACCGCUCCUACUUUCACUGAUUCUCUCUUUCUUUCACUGUCUCUCACUCUCUCUCUCUCUGUCUGUCUGUCUUCCUGCCUCUUUCUCUCUCUCUCUCCCCCCUUUUUUCUGUGGUUAGUGUGAGAGUGGGCAAAUAGGUUCUACUGGCCAGCCAGCUCUCUCUACAUUCUUUAAAAAAAUGUUAGAGAAUAAAAAACAGGAGAGAGAAAGAGAGAGAGAGAUUUGUGAGGGCCAGACACCUGCCAUCAAGCGCUGUCACUGUUUGUUUCAAAAAAAAUAUCCCCACUUUUCCGUACACAGUUUGGGGAAGGAUGUAGAGAAAAGACUUUCUUAGGCAAACUGCUGUUGUUUUUAACCUUAUUACAUGACACAAACACACAACACCACACAAGCAAUCUGUCUGUUUAAUAGCUCAGGGCCUCACAUUUCAGGUGUCCCCCAAAUGACAUCCAGGUUUUACUUAUCCAAAUAAACCCUUUUAUUAUUGCUGCAAUAAGCAAGGGAAUGUCUGUGUCUCUACUGUGUGUGUGUAUAGAGAAUGUUUGUUUUUGUGUCAGAGUAAUGGGUUGUGUGAAUACAUGUUUGUGUCACAGUUAAAGUCAGCGUUUUGGGGAAUCAGUGCAGUUUGAGUACACCUUAACUGCCACAUGUGGACUCCAGUGGAUUUGGCAAUCUGUUUAACCUUCCCAAAUAUCCAGUGUUGUUUUUUUUUCCCCCCUUCCUCACCUUGCUAAGCUUUAAUGAUGCCCUUUGCAGAGCUACAAAAGUUGUGUGUUUGUGUGUGUAUACAAGUGGGGAGUGGAGGGAGUGGUAUCGAGUCCACUCUGAAAGCAAUCUUGCCGUUUAUGAAAUAAAGGAUUGUUCUUCCUGCCCAACUGCAAGGGCUAACAAUUUGCACUUAGCCUGUUUUUAAAAAAGAAAAAGAAAUGUCAUAAUUGAAUUAUCUUGAUCAAAGAUAAGACACCAGCGUGUCCAUUCUACUCAUGUGCAUGGAUUUGCUUUAGCGCUUACAGAAACUUGUGGAAUGUGUUUUGGUUCCGUUGGUUUUGCUUCCAUUUUUACAACUUGUUUAUUUUCCAUCUGUCUUGUAAGCGUUUGAUCAACAUAUUCAGGGACUUUGACCUUGUUUGUAUGCUGUAGUCUAACUCCCUGAAAGCUUUUCUGGCUUAGACCCAUGUAAUGUAUUGGGAAGGGAGACAGAAAGGAUGUUCUGAACGUUACUUCAAUGUUGUUUCAAGGUUAUGACUCUCUAACCUUUGCAGGCCGCGUUUACGCACAACACCACCAGGUCCUCCUGUGAGGAUGCGUCCUGGCUUGAACCCAUUUCCAGUUCAGUGGUUGAAUUCAUAGCAUGCUGGAGGUAGCAUAAAAAUCAUUUAGCCACCAGGAGGCAACACUGCAUUAGGCUCAUCAGAAAAAGCAUCUUUUUAAGGGUUUGGUCAUCAUUUCCUUAUUUUCUUGCUCCUUCCCUAGCAAUAUGUAAAUCCAUCUUGAAUGUUCGUGUCUUUAGAAAUGGCUGUUUUUGGGAUGCAGCUUGUAGUUUGUAAUGGCAGCUGUGACGUCUGGUUCCUUCACCAAACGCCAACAUGGAUAAUUGAUUUUUAUUUUUUCUCCUGCUUGAGAUCCCGAUUUCUAAUUCCGUGUUUUGUUCUUUGUGACAACUUUUGGAUUUUAUGAAAGCCAUUUAGUAAUUUGUGUCAUUUGUAAACUCCAAAAAACUUAAAAUGAACGAAUGAAUGAAUAAAAUAAAUAUGACAAAACAUUCUUGUUCUGAGAGUAACAUGCUUUGGUCAUUCCUGACGUUUUGUGCUCAGCUGUUUGGCUAAGAUAGAUCAUUUCUGCUCAUAGAUGGUUAAAAAGGAACAGUGGUUUCAGAGAGUUAAGGGUGGGGUUUGUUUCUUGUCGGCAUCUUCAUCCAGGACUAUAAUAACAACCUUAAUUUCUCAUGUAGGUUCUUAAUAAACUAGUGGUUAGAUAAUAAUGGAUUUUAGGUUUAUCAGGAUGCUUUAGGUUUUUUUUUUUAAAUCUGGUAAAGAUACAUGUGAUCAGGUGUAGGGAUUAAUGGCUUUGUUGCUAUCUUAGAUUUUUCUAAUAAAGAUUAAUGAGUUAAAUUUAUUUUCCUUCACAGUGGAGCAUAACCACGGAACAGACACCAAAAUUCAAAUGUAUGCAUAUACCUCUUUAUAUGUUUUCUAUGUUGAAACCUUGGAAUAGACCUUAAAUGACUGAAUGAAAGUUUGCAUGGGUUAAAACAGGAGUCUAAUUGGUUUAGACUUAAAUAUUUUUUCUAUUUUCUUAGCCUUUUGUAAUUCUACUGCCUCGUUAUAAUCAAUAUAAUUAGACUUUUGAUUGUAUUUCACCUUCCUGCUGGGGGAAAAACAUCAGUUUUGCUCAUCCAAUGCAAUUCUACUUUGGCUUUUGUGGUUUGAGUCUUAAGGUCCAGUUAAUUCUAGUCAGGUUACACAAUUCUCAGUUUUUUUUGUUCUGUCUAGAACAUCUAAAAUGUAAUAACCUCUUUAUGGACAUCCUCAUUUCACUACCUGUUAAUAUAAGUUGCUUGGUGCCAGAUACAUCAAUUGUGUGUUUUUGUGUGUAUGCCAAUGUGUGAUGUAUUUUUCGACUGGCAGAAUCUUAAAAAAAAAAAAAAAAAAAAAAAAUCUUACCCUUCAUAUGGAAGGCCUCACUGUUUUUGUUUUCCAUUUCCUUCUCACCUCCUUUUUGGCAUCUAUUUUAUAUCAUAAUCCAUCUUUUUUGUAAUGAAAAAGGACUACUGCUUUGUUGUGGAUGGAUCUGAUUUGCAUUGGAUAUUUGUUUUUAUUUUCAGACUGAUAGACAAACACUGUGGUAAUAAAAUCAUAAGUCUUA